Prunus persica (peach) is the source of this 985-nucleotide messenger RNA. RefSeq names its product classical arabinogalactan protein 4. The record is from RefSeq and is a predicted model, not a curated record. Lineage: Eukaryota; Viridiplantae; Streptophyta; Magnoliopsida; Rosales; Rosaceae. Bases 136 to 693 code for a protein of 185 amino acids. The transcript has a single exon.
ACCUCACCUCUCCAACCCCUAUUCCUCACAUAAUUCUCUCUCUCUCUCUCUCUCUCUCUCUCUGUCACUGUGUCUCAGCUCUUGCUCCAUCCAACCUUAUUCUCCAUUUCUGUGGCACUCCAGUUUCACAGAGCCAUGGCUCUCACACGUGCCAUGCUCACCCUCGCUAUGUUACUAGCUCUUGUAGCAUUGUCCAUGGCUCAAGGCCCAGCCUCGGCACCAAAAUAUUUCAACCCCUCCAAGCCAAAGCCGCCGCCAACCGCCGCCUCACCCACGACCCCCAUCGCCUCUCCCCCCACAUAUAUGGCGGCACCACCUCCAUCAACCACCGCAUCGCCGCCACCUAGUACCGUUGGAGCUACUCCUCCCACCACCUCAGCCACCUCACCAACCACCGCAACGCCCCCGUCCAUGGUGGCUACACCACCAACCGCAACGCCCCCGUCCAUGGUGGCUACACCACCAACUGCUGCCGCCCCACCUAUGGAAGCAAGCGGCCCAACAAGCCCAGGCCCAACAAGUUCUGGCCCAUCUAACACACCACCUGCACCAGCUCCAGGAUCCUCCAGUACGCCCUCCAUUGCACAGCCACCAGCCCCAGUCCCAUCCAGUCCAGACUCAGGUGCUUUUGUUCAUGGGAUUAGCAUGGCCUUGGUGGCAUUCUUGAGUGGAGUUGCGCUAGUCCUUGCUUAGAACACAGGCUCUCCUUUGAAAUUAAUUUAUGUAGAUUUAGAUUAAUUAGUAUAUCUGUGUAUUCUUUGUUUUCCUAUAAUUUAUUGUUACCCUUCUUCUUUCUUUUUAAAAUUUUCUUUUGGGUUUGUGUUGGUUUUGUUGAUGGUUUUUGGGAGGUCCAUUGUGAUUUAUGAGAGGAGGGUGCAGGGUGUUUGGACACAUUUGUUGGAUCUACUUAAUAGCUCUUCUUUUGUAGCAUUUUCAUGAUGACUAGACGAAUAAUAAGAGAGAUCCAUGAUUCUUGUUUGUGUUU